CAAUCCGAAGAACAUUCCCUCAAAGAUUGUCACCAUCAGCUCAGCUUGGAAAUCUCCGAAAAGUUAAUCAAACUUGAUCAAAGACAAAGAUAAACAAAAUGAUCACCAAUUCAAUCAACUUUAUCAAAACUGGUAAGAAAAUCAUCGGAAUCGGAAGAAAUUAUCUGGAUCAUGUUAAAGAACUAAACAACAAAGUACCAAGCCAUCCCUUCUAUUUCUUAAAACCUACCACAAGUUAUCUUCAAAACGGCCAACCUAUCCAAAUUCCUAAAGGCAUCUUAUGUCAUCACGAAGUUGAAUUAGGAGUCAUUAUCGGUUCGAGAACUCGUUCGAUUCAAGCAAAAGAUGUUAUGAAAUCCAUUUCAGGGUAUACCUUAGGAAUCGAUUUGACGGCAAGAAAUUUACAAGAAGAAGUUAAAAAGAAAUCGUUACCUUGGAGUGUAGUUAAAGGAUUUGAUACGUUUUGUCCGGUUGGAAAGUUUAUUCCUUCGAAUGAAAUUAAAGAUCCACAUGAUUUGAACUUAUGGUUAAAAGUUAAUGGUCAAGUAAAACAAUCAGGUUCAACCAACCAAAUGAUUUUCAAAAUCCCAGAAUUGAUUGAGUACUGUAGUAGUAUCAUGACAUUAGAAGAAGGAGAUUUGAUCUUAACAGGUACACCAGCAGGAGUUGGACCGAUUCAACCUGGUGAUCUUUUAGAAGCAGGAUUAGUUCAAUCUGAUCAAUUAAUUGAUGAAUUGAAACAUCAAGUCACUCAAAGAGCUGAUGGAUUUAUCUAUGAACCGAAAGACUGAAUCAAAUUCAUUCAAAAACGAUGGGAUCACAAUAUAGACACCUCCCCCAUUUUGGUCCACACACGGUCGCCCACUUACAGGCCUAAGUGGUUUUAACAGACUUUGGCCUUGUUUUUAUAAAACCUGCCAUGUGUGGGAUACAUCCAUUUUGGUUAAUCCUUAGAAGAUUCAAAUCUCUCAUGAUGAUUGUUCAUAUUCUUGCAAUCAAAAAAAUUAAAACUUGGAAUGAUUUACAUGAAAGAUGUAGCAAGAGAAAAUUUGUAAUGAUAAGAUUUUGGUUUUCAAUUGAUUGAUUGUAUCGAUUGUAAAUAACUUUGAGAUCAUGAUCAUUGAGCUAGAAUAUGUAGCUUAGUCAUCAUGUUUUCUAAGCAAAAUUAAUUCCAUUCGAAACC
Melampsora larici-populina 98AG31 is the source of this 1183-nucleotide messenger RNA. RefSeq lists its product as uncharacterized. The coding region runs from base 99 to 791 and encodes 230 amino acids. Gene Ontology annotation, cellular component: mitochondrion. Gene Ontology annotation, molecular function: acetylpyruvate hydrolase activity. The transcript is spliced from 8 exons. NCBI's taxonomy places the organism in Eukaryota, Fungi, Basidiomycota, Pucciniomycetes, Pucciniales, Melampsoraceae. The record is from RefSeq and is a predicted model, not a curated record.